AAGGUACCUCUCAGAGAAACCCUUUGCGCAUCUGAAUCUGCAUCGCGCCACCUCGGACAUCAAGAAGCUAGAAGCUAGGAACAAUGCCGACACCUCUUGAUCGUGCCACCCAGGCUAAGAGCCCAUUCAUUGCAUUUGCCGCUAUUGUGACUGCAGUCGCUGCAUGGAGUAUAUGGGGUCCUGGUGAUAUCUUCCCCGCGCAGCCAGAUCCUACGGGUGAGCCAGAGACCUGGACAUCAGAAGAAUGCCGUCGGUGGCUCAAUAAUCGCAAACUUCACCCGAAUCCAUUGGCCACGUCGGCCGAGCUUGUGGAGCGAGUGAAGGCUAAUAUGCGACCACCGCCUCGCCCAUGAUGGGAGCACUUCGCAUCACUAUCAGUCCAGAAUGAUUCAUUUGUACUUCUUUGAGGGAAAGCGGGCGAUGGAAUGGCGUUAGUGGUGGUAUUGCCGAGCGUUAUGUAGCAAUAUGACUACGCUUAGCGCGCACUAUCGCGGUCUAGGGUGUAGAGGGUUU
Messenger RNA from Mytilinidion resinicola, 513 nucleotides. RefSeq lists its product as uncharacterized. NCBI's taxonomy places the organism in Eukaryota, Fungi, Ascomycota, Dothideomycetes, Mytilinidiales, Mytilinidiaceae. The transcript is spliced from 5 exons. Bases 84 to 353 code for a protein of 89 amino acids. The record is from RefSeq and is a predicted model, not a curated record.